Molecule: messenger RNA, 3081 nt
Organism: Danio rerio (zebrafish)
Lineage: Eukaryota; Metazoa; Chordata; Actinopteri; Cypriniformes; Danionidae
Source: RefSeq, a predicted model, not a curated record
AUGGAGUCAUCAGGAAAACUGCUGUCAGCACGACUGCUUUCCCUGCUCAAGAAUGGACAAUGGGAUAAAGAUGAUGUUGUGAAGUUGUUUAAAGCCCUGGUGGAGCAGUUUAAUGGCAGGAAUGAAGAUUUUCACACAUGGAUGAUGAAAACCCUUCAUCAAGUGGAGAUUCACAAAAUAAGCGUAUCAGAUUUGACUAUGAAUGGUGAGAUUGUGGAUGAUGUUGAGGACAAAAUUAACAAAAUAACCAGAAACACUGAGGAGAAAACACUGGAUGAGAUUCUAAAGGAAAUUGAAGAGCAAGCAGUUAUAGAUGAACAAACUCUGGCAGAAGUGAAAGACAUUGUGAGCUCUGUGUCCAAAUGUCUAUCAGCUUCUUCAGCAUCACAUCUACAAGGAAUAAAGCAACGGCUGUUUCAACUCUGCAAAGCUGUAGAAAAGACGAUGAAUCUCACACCUCGACUGACUCAGAUGGUGAGCUGGUGCAUUCUGGUGCUUUCUGAAUCCAGUCGGCUGGUUCAGGUUGGAACAGGAGAAGGAAAGUCGUGUAUUGUGGCCAUGUUUGCAGCAUAUCAGGUCAUGAUGGGAAAAACCCCAGACAUCAUCUCCAGUUCUCCAGUACUUGCAGAAAGAGACUGUAGAGAAUGGCUUCACUUUUAUAAAGAACUGAAGAUCACUGCUGAUGUAAACACCAACAAAUCAAACGACAAAGAGCUGAAAGAGUGCUAUGAAUGUCAGGUGGUCUACGGUACAUCUGAUAGCUUUGCAGGUGAUUUUCUGCGGCAGCGUUUCCACAGGAGAGAAGUGAGACCUAAGAGAGAGUUUCAGUGUGUGAUAGUGGACGAGGUGGACUCGCUAAUGCUGGACAAAGGUCUUGAAGUGGUCUACUUGAACACUGAUGUGCCUCUCAUGGAAUCUUUUAAUGGGAUACUUUCUGAAAUCUGGCUUGGCAUCAGUUAUCUGAAGUAUUUAGAUAGUGGAGAAAUUUUAGGUUACUUUCAGAAUUUCUCUCAGGUUCUGAUUGAAAUCAUGCUUGAAAAUAAAGACAUUGAUCAAAUCAGUGUUGUGCAGGCGGCUGUGGAUACUGAGACAACAAGGGAGCAAAAUAAAUCCCCAAUCCCAAACCGUGAAGACCUCAUCAAUGGCAAAGCACAAAUCUGGAUUGAAAAUGCUCUGCAGGCCACUAAAAUGACUCUGGGUCAUGAAUAUAUUCUUCAUGAAGACGGAGUUGUUCCUGUGGAUUAUAAAUGCACUGGUGUUGUCCAGAACAACAUGAGAUGGGGUGAAGGACUUCAGCAGUUCCUGGAGAUGAAACACCAAACCAAACUCUCCAAUAUGAGUCUUAUAACAAACUUCAUGUCCAAUGUUGGCUUAUUCAAGAAAUACAAUGAUCAGAUCUUUGGGAUAACGGGAACUUUAGGUGAUCAAACAGAGCUUGACAUGCUGAAAAAACUCUACAAUGGCAUGAAGACCUGCAACAUUCCCUCAUUCAGAAGGAGGAAACUUUACGAGCUGGAAGACCUGGUGAUUCCUGAAGAGGACGAGUGGAUCAGGACCAUCUGUGAUGCUGUUAAACAUCAAGUGUUUCCUACAGUCUAUCGAGGUCCAAGAGCAGCUCUCAUCAUCUGUGAAACAAUCAAUCGUGCGGAAAUGUUUCACAUGACCCUUGCAGAAACCAUUUCAAUAGACAAACUGAAACUGUACGUGAAUAACAACAUGAAUAACUCCACAGUGAUAGAUCAAACUGUUGAAGGCGGUGACGUGAUCAUUGCAACUAAUCUAGCAGGUCGAGGUACAGACCUAAAGGUCAGUGAAAGUGUAAAUGAAGCAGGAGGUCUGUUUGUGCUGCAAACCUUCUUACCUCUGAACAUCCGUGUUGAACAGCAAGCGUUUGGACGAACGGCUCGACAAGGAAGUCCAGGAUCUGCUCAACUCAUCAUGUGUGCCAGCCAUUUCUCUGAAUCAGUCAAACUAGUGAUGGGUGUGAACACAUCUUUGACCAGUUACCUCAGCCAACUAAACAGUCCAAACUCUAUACCAAUGCCUUUUAGCCCCACAGAAAGGCGAUUUGAGAACAUUUUUGUUCGCUACUUGGACAAUUUCAGUGCUCAAACCCAUGAGGUGAUGAUUUCGUCUCUUAAAGAUUUCCUAACCAUGAACUUAAACCCAGUUCAGAAAAGCAAUCUAGAAGCAGUAAAGGAUGCCAGAAAUCUUCUGGUGAAUGUCAGACUCUCAAUGUUUCUUGAAAAAGAUGUUGCAAAAAUCUCUAUAGAGGAAGAGCUUUUCUCCAUCUACCUUGACGUUUUGGACCAAAUUUAUAAAGAUGAUGCUUUUUCUGACCAGCGUGAUGUGAUUGUUUCCUCUCUUCAUGAGAGUUGGGGUUUGUGGCUCCUGAUGAAUUCCAGUGAGGAAAAGCCCACAGAGAUGCUGAAGGAAAAGCUGAAAGUGGACUUGUCAAGUGCAAAGCAGAAACUUCUGAGCAAACAAUCUCCAUCCUCAAUGGUCUACUAUUACAUCAGGUCUGGAAACAGUCUUCGUAAACAAGGACACCUUGCGGAGAGCAUUGAGAUGUACACCAAAGCUUUGGAGGAGGAUGGGUCAUCUGGGUUGAUUAUUCCUCUCUAUAAUCGUGCACUGGCCACAAUUAUGAAGAAGGACGCUGGUUAUAUUACUCAAGCACUGGCUGAUCUGGAAAAGGCUGAUGAGGGAAUGGAUUCAUAUAAGUUACAUGUGGAGAAGGUUUUCAAUGCCAUUUGUGCAUCAAGCAAAGAGCCGGAAGCUGAAGGUAAAACUUUGUUCGCCACACAGUACCUGGCGAAGUAUUUGGUAGUAAACAAGCUCAAAAAGUUAAUUCAAGAUGCUGUGGUGAAGCUGAAAACAGCUGAAAUGAGAGGAAGCAAUGUGAGACUGAAUAGAAAACGUACCGCUUUCCUUGCAAAAAACUUUAUUUUCCAUCCUCCGAGUCUCCAGAAAGAGCUGCUCAUGGAUUUAUUGCAGUUUGAAGAAUUGGGUAUUGACACAGUUUUCACUCUGGACACCAUAUCUUCUUUCAGUGAAUUUUUGUCAAAAAUCUUCAAGUGA